Lathyrus oleraceus (garden pea) is the source of this 939-nucleotide messenger RNA. RefSeq lists its product as uncharacterized. The record is from RefSeq and is a predicted model, not a curated record. The coding region runs from base 1 to 939 and encodes 312 amino acids. The transcript has a single exon. Lineage: Eukaryota; Viridiplantae; Streptophyta; Magnoliopsida; Fabales; Fabaceae.
AUGCUUAACGAACCUAUCUCACCAAUCUCUUCAUCACCUUCAUCUCCACCCUACUACAUCCUAUCAUAUGAUUCAGAACCCUCUGACCCUCAAUCCCCCACCCUGGCUCAGCUUCAUGCUCGUGCUCUUGCCUCACAACAACAACUUGAACCAGAAGCCAAUACUCCACCACCUGAACAACUAACUCAACCACCAUCUGAACAACCACAAAAUCCACCACCUGAACAACCAACAACACCACCCUUUGAAACUACCAUCGUACCACCCAUUGAAAAAAUUAUCACUCCUACCUCUCAACCUCCCGCUGGCACUACCCAAACACCACCAACAUCCCCAUCUCCCAACUCUAAACCAGAAAAUACCUCCCCCCUAGAAGAAGCAACCUCUUUAUUUGCUGAGUCUUCAGUGGAGAAGAUCAGAUCUCUAUCUGAAAACUCUGGUAUCAAUGAUGAUCCCUCUGCAGUAAGGAUUCACUGGAACAGAGUGAUCAGAUGCAUGACCUAUGGGGCUUUCAAACUGAAAAGCCUCUCUGAACAAGUCCGCAACGACUUUAUCAGAGAAGCUGGAGAAAGACUACAGGCACGACUGGUCAGAGAGGUAGAGGAAAAGGCCAGAAGAGAAGCAGAAGAGAAAGCUCGUCUGGAAGAAGAGCAAUGGGUUAGAGAAGCUGUAGAGAAGGCUGUUGUUGCGGCUACUGUUGAAGCUGAAGCAAAAGCAAAAGCUGACACUGAAGAGGCAGCAUACAUAGCUGCGGAAGAAGCUGCAAAGGCUAGGACGGAUGCUCUGGCUCAGGGGGAGCAAUCAAACUUUGGCUUCGCUCCUCUGGUCCUAAAGACUUUGGAAGAGCUGCAGAAGGAGCAACAGAUAGUGCGAGCAAGAUUGGAUCACCAGGACUCCGUUAACAACAAUAUUCAGAACUUGCUGACUCAGCUGCUCUAG